This is a messenger RNA of Zea mays, 4743 nucleotides long. RefSeq lists its product as uncharacterized. The coding region runs from base 2321 to 4450 and encodes 709 amino acids. The transcript has 5 exons. Gene Ontology annotation, biological process: regulation of DNA-templated transcription. The record is from RefSeq and is a predicted model, not a curated record. Gene Ontology annotation, molecular function: DNA binding. Lineage: Eukaryota; Viridiplantae; Streptophyta; Magnoliopsida; Poales; Poaceae.
GACGUAUAGGAACACAGUCACUUGGAAUGUAAUGCUCAAUGGAUAUGUGAAGGCAAAGAUGAUAGACAUGGCUGCGGAAGUGUUCUGGAGGAUCCCAGAGCGAGAUGAGGUAUCUUGGUUGACAUUGAUUGAUGGAUAUAUCUGUGCAGAUCUGAUAUCAGACGCAAUGAAGGCAUAUGUUCAAAUGGUGGGUGAAGUUGGUGCAAACGACUACGAGGUAUUGCUUGUUGAUUUGAUGAAGGCGUGUGCUCGGUACUCUGCUGUUACAGAAGGCCAACAGCUGCAUACAGUUAUUCUGAAGAAUGGUUUUGAUGCCCAUGCAUUUGUGCAAGCGACCCUGGUCCAUUUUUAUGGGUGUUGUGGUCUUAUUGGCCUUGCACAGAUGACAUUCAGAUUGUCAGACAAGUCCCACACAGCAUCAUGGAACGCUCUCUUGGCUGCUCUACUGAGGAAUGGCCUAAUUCGUGAAGCAAGGGAGCUGUUUGAUGAUAUGCCUGAAAGGGACACUGUUUCUUGGAGUACAAUGAUUUCUGGGUAUGUGCAGACAGGACGUUCAGACAUGGCUUUGAAGCUAUUCUAUUCAAUGUUGAAUACGAGCAUUGAACCAAAUGAGGUCACGUUGGCCAGUGCUCUAUCUGCAAUUGCUGAUUCUGGCACAUUGGACCAAGGUAAAUGGAUCCAUGACUAUAUAAUGAACAGACCAGUCCAGCUUACUGAUAACCUGAGUUCUGGGUUGAUAGAUAUGUAUGCCAAGUGUGGCAGUAUUGCUGAUGCAGUGCAGUUUUUCAAUCGCGUCAACGAUAAGUUCUCUUCCGUUUCACCAUGGAACGCUAUGAUUUGUAGUUUAGCCAUACAUGGUUAUGCACAUAUGUCGCUUGACCUGUUUUCACAAUUACAGAGGACUAGUAUUAAGCCCAAUUCAAUCACAUUCAUAGGUGUUUUAAGUGCAUGUUGUCAUGCUGGCACGGUAACCAAGGGAAAAUAUUAUUUUGAGUCCAUGACGAGGGAAUAUGGGAUCCAGCCAACGAUCAAGCACUACGGUUGCAUGGUUGAUCUCCUCGGUCGAGCUGGAUACUUGGAAGAGGCUGAACAGCUUGUUUCAAUGAUGCCUAUGAAACCAGAUGUUGUAAUUUGGGGCAGCAUCCUUUCAGCAUCAAGGGCACAAGGAAAUGUCGCAUUAGGUGAAAGAGCCGCUGAAGAAUUGGCAAAGCUUGAUCAAACCCAUGGUGCAUCCAAAAUAGCCUUGUCUAACAUCUAUGCUGAUGCUGGUCACUGGAUCAAUGUUUCAGUUGUGAGGAAGGAACUCCAGGAUGCAAAUCUUGAGAGGCUAACUGGAAGAAGUGGCAUUGUACAGUAAUAGGAUAGAUCUUUUCUCAGUUAGCUAUAAUGGGCAAGUGAUGAUGAGAAGCCCUUCCUUUCUUUCUGUAUUCUAUUUUCUGAAGAUGCCGUGACCAUUGUUUUCUCUUCAAACAAAAGCAGGCGCGAACAUGAUGUGAUGGCGGAAAUAUAAUUUCUUUUGUGGUCCUCAUUCAUCUUUGAUGGAUGGCGAUAUUGAUAUUUCAUUAUACACCAGAAAAUUCUCUACUGCAGGACAGAGCUGUGCCGUUUCAGUGCUGAUAAGAUGUAGUGAUGUACCCUGGGAAGCAUCAGAUUUAUCCGUGCAGAUUUACAGGUGUUCCUAUUUUCGAACACGAAGUGCAAACACUACUUCCAGAACCGCCUCAAGCCAUCCAAUCUCACAUGGACAGCCAUGUACAUGAAGGCUGAAGCAGCACAAGAAGGUAUGAGAGUUACUUCUUGAAUAAUCUGCUGCUGAUCUUUAAACAACAGCAUGCUGCAUGUAUCGUGAAAAUGGACCGUCUCCUUUUUCUGCAACUUUUGACUCUGAUGACUGGAAUGUCUGACCACACAUCACCUUGCACGCGCUCUACUGUUUCAACUUUUUUCCCGGCGUGGACUCUAUGCCUACUGUUUACUUGCAAUCAUUAAAGGAUUGGCAUGUGCAGUUGUGCACUAUUGGCCUCGACCGGGUGUUUCGUCACUGAACAGUCGGACAAGUCACAAGUGACCGUGGGCUAGUUGCUCAGCUACUAGGGCCUUGCAAUGUACACUGUAUUCAGCACAACGGGCCUUGGGGCCGUCCAAGGAAGACACUGUAUUCAGCCCAACGGGGUUUGGUGCUGUGAAAAGAAGCGCGAAGUCACCGGGAAGCCACGCAGAACCGGCAGCCCCUUGAGAUGUCUUUAGCAUAAGUAGCCGGAGCAUCGGGUUGACCCGGCAGACGACACGCCACCAGCACCAACCAUCCGGCGAGAGCGAGAUGGAGACCCCGCCGCGGGGCCGGUGGCCGCCAGGCUUCCGCUUCAGCCCCACCGACGAGGAGCUUGUUCUCUACUUCCUGAAGCGCCGGAUCGCCUCCGGCCGCCCCUCUCCCUACGUCGCCGACGUCGAAGUGUACAAGUCACACCCCUCCCACCUCCCCGAGAGGUCGGCGCUGCAGACGGGGGACAGGCAGUGGUUCUUCUUCAGCCGGAUGGACCGCAAGUACCCCAACGGCUCGCGCGCCAGCCGCACCACUGGCGACGGCUACUGGAAGGCCACGGGGAAGGACCGCUUCAUCUGCGGCGGCGGCCGGGCGGUUGGCAACAAGAAGACGCUGGUGUACCACCAUGGCCGCGCCCCGCGCGGGGAGCGUACGGACUGGGUCAUGCACGAGUAUACCCUACUUGCCGAUGCGCUCCCGCCUGCUGCGCAGGGUCGGGAGUUCUACGCGCUUUAUAAGCUGUUCCAGAAGAGCGGGGCCGGGCCAAAGAACGGCGAACAGUACGGUGCUCCCUUUCGAGAGGAGGAUUGGUUGGAUGACGACGAUGAGAGAGUGAUUGCGGGUGCAGCCGCUAAUCCUGUUCCUAACACCAACAGCCCACCAUCUACAAUGGAGGAGCAUGCAAUUACUGACCGUGAGCUUCCGAUUGAGGGUCUUGAUCAACCACUGUCAGAUUUUGGAAAUGAUCCGGAGUUGUUUUCUGAAGCACAGCCUGUUUCUUCCCAUGGUCAAGGUCAGGGUUGGCUCAGUGAGGGGGGUGACAAAGCUGAGGUCGUGGAUGCUUCCAUUAGCAAUGAUGUUGUGGUAGUAGCAGAGAACACCUGCACUGAUAUCUCUCUUGGGGAUAUUGAGCAGUUUCUCAUGCAAAUAUCUGAUGAUCAGCAAAACGAUGAAUUGUUCUCAGAUUUAUCAACACCACUUCCAAAAUUGCAGUUCCAGUGCGAUGAUCGUCAGGUUUGGCUUGAUGCCGAAAUGGGACAUGAAGUUUAUGCUGCGGAUCCUACUGCCAGCAGUGGUGCUGUUGUAACUGCAGAAUGCACUGUCACAGAACUUCCACUUGGAGAUCUUGAAGGGCUUCUGCUGCAAAUAGCCAAUGACCAGCACAUGGUCGAAUCCCAAUCAGAUCUUUCUGCACCAACUCCACAUCAUAACUUCAAUCAGGCUGACAUUGGGGAUUUACAUGAAUCUCAUGGUGCUCGGGUUGGUAAUCUUUCUUGUAUAGUUCAGGAAAGCACAUUUUGUGAACCACGGACUGAACCAAGUGAUCAAUUUCCACAGUCUAAUGUAACCAAUUUGCCAUUUAGCGGAGAAGCAAAUUCUUCUGAAGGGACCAGUGUGGCACAUUCUGUGUCAGGUUUGAUCAGUUACCACAGUCAAGAUGCUGAUGAAGAGUUCCUUGAAAUCAACGAUUUCUUUGAUCUGGAGGAUGUAGGUCAGAAUGCAAAUUGUAUGACAACUGAGUACAUGAUGUCUGCAACAAAUGGGAUGUUUGACAAUUUGGAAUACUCUGAUGCUUCUUCGUUUCUACCUGGGUCAUUUGACACAGUUGGAUUGGUAGCUGAAAAUCAAUAUUUUGAUACCGAUUACAGUGGAAUUCAAAACCAGGGAUAUCAAAAUACAACCGAAGUAAGGACAUAUAAUCAGGCUGCUCUUACUGUGCGGAGCCAUAUGAAGCAUGAUCAUGUAGUCUUAUCCUCGCAUGCAUCAGGCACUCUGAAUAUCCAUGCGGCAAAUGAGCUACAUAACCAGAGCUCCACAUCUUCACAAUCAUGGUUCAAUGCGGCUCUAUCAGCCUUGUUGGACUCUGUACCUAGUAGUCCAGCAUUAGCUGCUGAAAUCGAAAACACUGUUAUCAACAGAACACUCCAGCGCAUCUCUAGCUUCCGACCACAUCAAACUGCAGGUGAAGAAAACACUUUUAUCAACAGAACACUUCAGCACAUCUCUAGCUUCAGGUCACAGCAAGCAACAGGGGAAGAACCAGGCACCCCUAGUAUUCAGGUUACCAGAGGUGGCAGGCUGAUGUUCAUAUCUCUACUGGUUAUACUUGCUUCUGUUAUAUGGACCUUUACUUCAGGCUCCGCCCUCAACUUUUGCAAGGGUUUAUGGAAAUCCUCUUCUACGUGACAGAUUAAGUGGGAACCUGGUGACCUUGUCCUCUGUAAAUUUUUUGGUCCUCGGUACCAUUUAUGGUUUGAAUAUCAUUUCCCUUUCAAAAGGGUGAAGAGGUAGAAACAUUUUGAGGGUGGUAAUAUGAUUAUAGGUUGUAGAGCCUAUUUAAAACGGUAAAAUGCAAGGGGGAAAAGCAUAUCUGAUGGUAAUAUUUGAAACUAAUGGGUUACUGUUCUCAUUUGUAUUUUGACAGAUAUAUGUACUGAAUGCAAUUAACCUAUUAAUAUAGCUUCAGUUUCUGUGCAUAA